This is a messenger RNA of Balearica regulorum gibbericeps (East African grey crowned-crane), 2095 nucleotides long. RefSeq names its product sodium/hydrogen exchanger 9B2. Gene Ontology annotation, biological process: proton transmembrane transport. Lineage: Eukaryota; Metazoa; Chordata; Aves; Gruiformes; Gruidae. The record is from RefSeq and is a predicted model, not a curated record. Gene Ontology annotation, molecular function: antiporter activity. Gene Ontology annotation, cellular component: membrane.
AUGGUAAAGGAGGAUAUUGUAAAUGACAAUGAAGAUUCUGAGCCAUCAAUUUGUGAGAGAAAUGGCAUGAUUCCCAUGUAUGAGAAAAGUGAGGAGGGACCACCAGUAGAUGCCAAAGGUACUGAUGGGAAUAUACAAACAGAAGAAACUGCUCUCUUGAAUCAUUGUGCUCAGCAACCUCCGGAACCAACAGCAGGGUCUUCAAUACCUGCAAGAACAUGGAGGCAAACAUUUACUUGUCCUCCUCAGGGUUUACUGGCCCGAACAGUGACAAAUGUUGCAAUCAUGGCCCUGGUUUGGGCUGUGGUUUGGUCCAUCACUGGGACUGAGUGUCUCCCAGGUGGAAACCUGUUUGGAAUUCUGUUUCUUUAUUUUUUUGCUGUCAUUGGAGGUAAAAUUUUUGGAUUCAUUAAAAUACGAACGCUACCCCCUCUCCCUGCUCUUCUGGGGAUGCUACUUGCUGGUUUUCUAAUCCGAAAUACCCCAUUCAUUAGUGACAUCGUCCAGAUAAACCUACGCUGGUCUGCAGCACUGAGGAAUAUUGCUCUUUCAAUUAUCUUGACCCGAGCAGGACUCGGCCUGGAUCCAAAGGCUCUUAAGAAGCUCAAAGCAGUCUGUUUGCGGCUUUCUUUCGGACCGUGCAUCUCAGAAACAUGCACGGCUGCGGUUCUUGCCUACUUACUCAUGCACUUGCCCUGGCAAUGGGGAUUUAUAUUAGGUUUUGUUCUAGGUGCAGUCUCCCCUGCUGUGGUGGUUCCCUCAAUGCUGAUUUUACAAGCUGGAGGAUAUGGGGUGGAGAAAGGUGUCCCAACUUUGCUAAUGGCAGCUGGCAGCAUUGACGACAUUCUGGCUAUCACAGGCUUCAACACUUGCCUUGGGAUGGCUUUCUCUUCUGGUUCUACUCUGUACAAUGUGCUCCGUGGAGUGCUGGAGGUUGCUGUUGGCAUAGCAGCUGGGGGGAUUCUGGGAAUGUUUGUUCGAUAUUUCCCAAGCCACGAUCAGGCAUCUCUGGCAUGGAAGAGAUCAUAUUUUGUACUUGGGCUGUCCAUGUUUGCUGUUUUUGGCAGCAUCUACUUCGGCUUCCCUGGAUCAGGAGGGCUCUGCACAUUAGUCUUAGCUUUUGUUGCAGGUGUGGGAUGGUCUGACGAAAAGAGGGAAGUAGAAAAAAUUGUCGCAGUUGCAUGGAAUAUCUUUCAACCUUUUCUUUUUGGUUUAAUUGGAGCAGAAGUAUCUGUUAGAUCUCUUAGGCCUGAAACUGUUGGGCUCUGUGUUGCUACAUUAGGCAUUGCCCUAGUUGUGCGAAUCAUAGCAACAUUCCUGAUGGUGUGUUUUGCUGGGUUUAAUUUCAAGGAGAAAGUAUUUGUCUCAUUGGCAUGGAUUCCCAAAGCCACUGUCCAGGCUGCAAUAGGUUCCCUUGCCCUGGAUACAGCGAGAAGUCAUCAGGAUGAGCAACUGGAAAAGUAUGGAAUGGAUGUACUGACAGUAGCCUUCUUGGCUAUCUUGAUCACUGCUCCAAUUGGAGCCCUGGUUAUUGGCUUGGCAGGGCCCAGACUUCUGCAGAAGGCUCAGACAAAUACCAAGGAGGAUGAGGAAGGUGCUGAGGUCAGAGAAGAGGCAGAGGCCUGUGAACCUUCAUAAGACAGACAUCUACAGGAAUAUGAUCCUUCAGCCCUUACACUUCUGUUGAGUAAACACAGCAUGUCUGUAAUCUUUCUGGAGGAAACCAAAACAAGUAUCAGUUAUGCCUGCUAUUUGAAAAGCAGCCCUGCUGGAGUUUUAUAAAAUGUUUUUAUGUGUUGAUGGUGCCUUAAGAGAUGAAAUAGCUGAACAUACAGUGAAUAUGCUGGUCAGGCAGUGAGUCACUGAGAAAUUAGCAGUCAACAGUUACUUGGAAUGUGUGGGUGUGAGGCCAGGGAGAGGAUCAGAAUUGUUCAGGCAUGGAGUGGAGUCAUGAGGUGGAAUAUAAACAGAAGAAAAUGGAGACUAAUGUGAAUAACUUCUUGAUGGUUGAAACUGGGCCAUGAGAUGACAAGUUCAACAGCUCAAAGAAUGCAGCUUCUGAAUAAGAGACUGCUGACACACAGUGAAUGAGUCC